GCAGUCAUCUGAAGGCUCUAUGGGAAGCUUGGUUAUUGGCAGGAGGUCUCAGUUCCUCAGAAUGUGGAUCUGUUCUCAUGACAUGGCAGCCACCUUCUAAGAUCCGAGACAGAGUGAGGCAGAAGCCACAAUGCUUUUUAUGACCUCAUCUUAGAAGUUACCCUCUAUCACAGUGGAACUGUUGAGCUCACAGAAAAACCAGACAGGCCUCAUCCCGGAGCACCACCGAGGGCAACAGGAAGCCGUGGAUCCUCAGUCUUCCACAAUGAACCCUGUUUAUAGCCCCGUGCAGCCUGGGGCUCCUUAUGGCAACCCUAAGAACAUGGCCUACACAGGUUACCCUACAGCCUACCCCGCAGCAGCCCCUGCCUACAACCCCAGUCUGUACCCCACCAAUAGCCCCAGUUAUGCUCCAGAGUUUCAGUUCCUGCAUUCAGCUUAUGCAACUCUGCUGAUGAAACAGGCCUGGCCACAGAACUCGUCUUCCUGUGGUACUGAAGGCACCUUCCACCUCCCAGUGGACACCGGGACCGAGAACCGAACUUACCAAGCAUCCUCUGCGGCUUUCAGAUAUACUGCAGGGACACCGUACAAGGUCCCACCGACCCAGAGUAAUACUGCUCCACCCCCCUACUCCCCAUCACCCAACCCCUAUCAGACGGCCAUGUAUCCAAUCAGAAGUGCCUACCCCCAGCAGAAUCUGUAUGCCCAGGGAGCCUACUACACACAGCCGGUGUAUGCUGCCCAGCCCCACGUCAUCCACCACACCACGGUUGUCCAGCCCAACAGCAUUCCCUCCGCCAUCUACCCAGCGCCUGUUGCUGCCCCCCGGACCAACGGUGUGGCCAUGGGCAUGGUGGCCGGCACCACCAUGGCAAUGUCAGCAGGUACCCUGCUGACUGCACCCCAGCACACCGCGAUUGGGGCACACCCUGUGUCCAUGCCAACAUACAGGGCCCAAGGGACCCCUGCGUACAGCUAUGUGCCCCCGCACUGGUAAAGCCUGCAGCCCAUCCAAAUCUGGAGUCACACAUUGUAUGCAACUACUCAAGUCUUACACAGGUGCUGGAGCAGUUCCCUAGCAGCACCACCUCUAUUUGCAAGAAGAGACAACGGAAGUGCAAGGGUCACUUUAUGCAUCUUUAACGGUUUUGGUUUUUAUUUUUGGUUUUUGUAAAAGCUGCUUUUUCUAAUCUCCUGCCUCUCCCCAAUGUCUCCUUCUUAGCAGCUACCCUUCCAGCUCUGUCCCCUCCUCCUGACCAAGCACAUCCUCUCUGCUCUUCUCUCCUUCCCCAAGCAUCCAGUCCCCGGGGAUCUUAGUUUAGUGGCAGAGAGCAGGGUUUAUUGCAAUGGUUCAGCUGAAGGUGUGAUUUCCUUUGAAGAGCGUAACACUUGUGGCCCUUGGGUCUAGGGUAGGAACUCAAAGCUGUUGAGCAGGUUACAUCUCUGGGAGAUUGUUCUUUAUUUUUCCGGAGCAAGAUUAGUUUAGGACGUUACUAUGUCCUGACACAAAGGAAAUGUCUUCUGAGAACCAUCGCAACAGACCGAGAACAGGACCACCUGAAUUAGGUAGGAGUGUUCAUAGCAGCUUAAUACCCCAGGUGAGAACCUGGGGAAACCAGAUUCUUUCUUUGGGAGAACUUGAGGGAGGGUAGGGGGAGGGAGGGCACUGGGGGAAGGAAGAGGGGAGAGAGGUGCUUGCCUGCUGGCUUUGAUUUGUAAGGUCUCUCGCCAAAUUGUCUGGGCCUGGACCUUCUGAUUUGCACAGUGUUGUUAACUGACCUGGCACUUCCUCAAAAUGUAAUUUUGACCUCAGUCCUGCCAAGCAGCUGCAGGGUGAUGGUAUCCCAGCCUCCCAAAGCCUUGGAAGGCCAGAUGCCCUAUGUAAUCCAGACCUUGGCCCUUGAGCCCACAGGGACCCACUCUGAUGAGAUGCUUCCUCCUGAUUAGAGUGGGAACCUAUGGCAUUUCUCUCCCUUCCCUCUGCCCUUCCCAGUGCCAGGGCUCACCAGCCUGUCCGUGGGGCUCUUGGUUAUCUUGUGCCAUUCACGGCCAAAGUGAAGGAACCACAUUCCAGGUGGGUGCUGGCAGCUCUGAAGGUCAGGAUAGUGAAGGAAAAGCAAUAGCAAUAAACAUUUCAUAGACUCAUGGAACUGACGGGACCUUAGCAAUCAUCUCAUCCAUUCCCCUGUUUGAUAGAUGAGGAAGCUGAGGCUCAGAGAAGAUGAAAGAACUUCCCUAGAUCCUGCAGUAAAUUAGCAUUAAAUGCAGGCUUCCUACCUAGGGGCAUGUUAUCCACAAAAAUUUAACUAGGGAUGGAUUGGCUUGGUUUUGUAGAAAUUAAGUCAGCAGCACUCACACCCGGUGAACUCUGGAACAGUCUCUGGGCUCUUGUUUCUGCUCUUUUUCUCCAUCAAUUCCAAAGCGGGGUUAAAGACUGGGCAGAGGUCACAUGGGGGCAAAUGGCAGGAACAGAAAUUGCAAAUGAAGAAAUAGCAUUUGGAAAUUCUGUGAAGACAUCUAGAACUUUCGUUCUAUACCUGACUCCAGCCCUAGGAGAAGGAGAAAGCGGGCUGGCUGAAAAGGAGGAUCUAUGCUUUUAGGACAAAAGCCCCUCCUCCUGAAAAGAGAAGGGGACAAGGAUGAGGCCCAGGAGGCAUGGGAGAAGAGGAACCCCCAAGUCAGGAGUCCAGGCUAGUCUCAGCCAGGAGCCCAGGUUGCCCAGCAUUGUCCCCUGCACCCAGCUUUUGGCUGAGCCAGCAGCUCCUGUGGGGGUGGGGGUGCAGGAACAUUUUACUGUACAAAAUGGGAUCAUUGAUAACAUUUGGGACUUUUAAACAACCCUUUUCAUUUUAAAUUCACAUGCACUUGGACAUACCCUUACCCCUACCUCCCAUGUCUCCCUUAAAGGAGGAAGAAAUCAGGAAACUCUUGAGCCAGAAGGACCUCAGAGGUUGUCUGGCAUUCCCAGGAGGGCAAAGCCCAUCAGCAUCCAACCCAGAGCCAGGAGUUGGGGGACCCACCUUCUUGGCUUUCCAGGGAACUGCAGGACCAGUAAGGAGAAACCUAGCUGUUCUAAAUGGUCUGUUCUAGAGUGCUGAUGGGGUUUCAUUUUAAAACAACAAAGUUUUCCAGUGUUAACCCAUUUUUUGCAGAUACCUCCUCCUGCUCUCUGGUUUUGUAAGGGUGGGUGAAGGUUGUUCUAGAUUAUGUCAUAUGUGUGUGGAAAAUGCCAAAAUAAUACUAAUGAUAAUAAUAGGAAA
Messenger RNA from Prionailurus viverrinus (fishing cat), 3263 nucleotides. RefSeq names its product family with sequence similarity 168 member A (gene FAM168A). The transcript has 10 exons. Gene Ontology annotation, biological process: positive regulation of base-excision repair. Lineage: Eukaryota; Metazoa; Chordata; Mammalia; Carnivora; Felidae. Bases 266 to 1000 code for a protein of 244 amino acids. The record is from RefSeq and is a predicted model, not a curated record.